Phytophthora infestans T30-4 is the source of this 1458-nucleotide messenger RNA. RefSeq lists its product as uncharacterized. The transcript is spliced from 5 exons. The coding region runs from base 1 to 1458 and encodes 485 amino acids. Lineage: Eukaryota; Oomycota; Peronosporomycetes; Peronosporales; Peronosporaceae. The record is from RefSeq and is a predicted model, not a curated record.
AUGACACGCGAAUUCUUGAGUCCGCAUUGCUCAUCCUGGUCGUUUAGAAGCAACUUCAGCUUUAGUGGUGGUACUGGAACGGUGCAGUCCCCAUUACCGACCGUCUACGAACAGAGGGUCAACUAUCAAUCGCGUCGCAGCUUGGCGCUCCUGAUCAACUACUUCGCUGCUGGACUAUUCCACGGUGUCGUGCCAGCUCUGGUAUACCCGUUGUUCAAGAUCCGCUUAGGGCUGCAAGGUUACCAAACAAAUGCAACACAGACAUUACUGGGAUGUGCGUGGCACGGGAAACUGGUGCUGUGUCUGCUAACGGACUGUGUACCAAUUGGUGGACGCAGACGGAUUUCGUACAUUUACAUUGGUUGGACGCUCGUACUGUUCAUUCUCGGUUUAAUGAUGAUACUUCAUCCAGAUGAUCGUGACCUUGGUGAUGCGCCACGACUCAUUUUCAUGAUCACCGUUGCGUCAGUCGGGCACUUGCUGGUGGACGCGGCGUGUGACGGAUUGAUGGUGGAAGCAACUGCAGUUCAUGCUGCAAGAUUCAUUGCAGAGUCAAUGGGGACGCUUCUUGUUGCGGUGGGAAUGAAUUCGGAAGAGUAUAGCGGUGGGUUUUCAUUUGAGAUGUCGCUUCGAGGGCUGUUUGCGGUUGCUAGCGAUACCAGCUCGAUAUCUGUUGCAACUCCGAAUUUGCGAUCAAAACUGGGCGAGUUUUGGCACAUCAUGCAACAGCGUGCAACAUGGCAAAUUGCCAGCUUCGCCAUACACGAGCUCUGGCUGCACACCGACCCUUUCAUGAAGAAUCUGUUUCUAGCGCUUGCAAACGGUGGUGUCUCUGUCGCAGCCUCCGUCUUCGUGCACCGACGUCUUCUGUCGACGAGUUGGCACUCAUCAGUUUGCAUUGCGUUGCUUGGAGGGCUAAUCGUCAGCUUCCCUGUGGCAAUGGUGGCGGUAUUCGAUAUAUGGCGCAGCAAGUUUUUCUUUCUGGCUGCUACGGAGAUGGUUGGGUUUGCUGACUGCAUCGCUAUGAUGGUUCGCAUGCUCGCAGUAGUGGAAAUUGCAGAACCUGGGUUCGAGAGCAGUACUUACGGACUUGUCACUUCCGUCUACAACCUCGCGGAUCCGGUGGCAACCGCUUUAAGCAACGCAAUCGGUUCGUAUCUCCAAGUCUUUGAUGCUGACAUUCAACGGGACGCGGAUGAUGUUCGCGUGAGAGCUGGGGCGCUUUUUGCGGUGCUAUUCACGGUGCGUGCAGUCGUUGGGCUGGGGGCACUACCCUUGUUGCCAAAUCAGAGGCACGAUGCACGCCAGUUGAAAGCCCGAGGAGGAUCUUGCAAGCGCAUGGGGUUGACGGUGUUUUUGACAAUAGGCGCCAGCUUCUCUGUAGCUCUCGUGGCCUGUAUCCUGUCCGUUUUCCAGAGCACGUCGUGUUUAAGGCUUGCAGGCGGUGUGGGAUGCUGA